This is a messenger RNA of Aspergillus steynii IBT 23096, 2705 nucleotides long. RefSeq lists its product as uncharacterized. NCBI's taxonomy places the organism in Eukaryota, Fungi, Ascomycota, Eurotiomycetes, Eurotiales, Aspergillaceae. The record is from RefSeq and is a predicted model, not a curated record. Bases 101 to 2602 code for a protein of 833 amino acids. Gene Ontology annotation, cellular component: Swr1 complex. The transcript is spliced from 2 exons. Gene Ontology annotation, biological process: chromatin remodeling. Gene Ontology annotation, molecular function: ATP-dependent H2AZ histone chaperone activity.
CUUCUUCGUAUCUUCGCAUCCUCGCUCCCUCGCUCAUUAUUUUCUGGACGCCAUGAUUGAUCGCCCCCCUUCCGUCACUCGCUAUUGAUCGUUUCUCACCAUGGCUGAGAAACGCCGUCUGUCGGCACGCGAACGUCGCGAACCUGCGGCGAAGAGGCGGGUCUCCGAAGCCGCGCCUGCAUCCCAACAGUCCUCGAAGAAAAAGGCCUCGACACCUGCAGCAGCCCCCUCGCCAGCUCCAAUCCCUGAACCCGAGCCCGAAAUUGUCGAGAAGCCCCUGCCAACGAAAAUCAAGGAUGGAGAAGGUCUCCCUACCCUAUCGUCGCCGCAGUCGGAGACCCUGUCCGACAAGGAAUAUCAGUCGAUCGCAGAAAGUGCGGUUCUCCUUGCCUCUCUAGAGCGGUCUAAGAAGAAGUGGCUCAGCGAUGGAAUCUUGGUGCGAUACUGGACGAAACCCAAGAAGACGAAAAGGGAGCAAAUCGAAGGGAAGAAUCCGCCCAAGGAGUCCAUGUCGAAAGUCGGACCCUGCAACAUUGUGGUUGGUCCUCAUCUGUUCGAUGCCAUGCUCUACACCGUCAAAGACCCCAAUGCGCCUCCGCCGAUUCAGUACACGCCGCCUCAACGACCGAUGGUGCACUAUGGCCACCCGAAUAACUUCCAGCAAUACCAUCCCUAUCCCUCUCCCGCUCCGCCUCAGCAUGGACGACAACACCCUCCUCAAACUCCCCCUACGCAUGCGCCUUCUCCUCAGCCUGGUCACCAGCCAAAUAACCAGCCCCCGCCUCCGCCUCCGAGUCGAACCCCUAACCAUCCUCCUCCCCGGCCAGCGCCGCCGCCGCCUGGUCCUCAGUCGGCACAGAGACCAUCUCCCUCCCAACAACCGCAGCCACCGCAACCUGCUAAGCCCAGUCCGGACCCGGUCAUCCAGAUGCUUGCCACCCGUGCUGCCUCAGAUCCCGACCUCAAAGCGUUGAUGAGGGUAGUCGCGUCGAGUAAAGCAUCGCAAGAGCAACUUCGCGCUUUCCAGGCCCACAUCGAUGAGUUGAAUGCUAUUAUCCGAGCAAGGGAGCAACAGCAGCAAAGACAGCAGCAGCAGCUACAACAAUCCCAUCCGUCCACCCCUGGUCAGCCCCAAGCAUCGCCUCGAACGCCGCAGCCAGCAUCCCAGCAUCAAACACCACAACCUCAAUCAUCACAAAGACCUCCACAAUCCGUUCAACCGAAUGGACAGCAGACAGGGCCGCAACAACCGCAACAAUCACAACCUCCUCCGCUUCAACAGAAGCAGAGUACGCCGCAGUCUCAGCCAACCCCUCAGCCGCCAACACCAUCACAGGCGCGGGACCCGUCAUAUCCACGAGUCGAAGUGCAAAUUCCAAAGAAUUCGCCUCCGUCAUCUAAAGCUACUCCAAGCAAAGCUCCUCCUCAAACGCCCAAUUCGCAGAAGUCCGGAUUCACACCGCAAGUGAAGCAAGAACCCGGGACAGCAGGCCAGCCUCUUGCGGAGUCUAGCCCGGCGGUCCGUCCCAUGCCACCGCCACAGCAAGGUCAAGGUCCACGACCAGGACCGCACCAGCAGCCGCAGCCGCAGCCGUAUCAGGGUCAUCCACCUGCGAUUCAGUCGCGACCCCCACAGUACGGCUCCCCGGCUCCCUAUUAUCGUCCAGCGCCUCCGCCGCCGCCUCCACGCAUGAAUUUCAAAUCGGUAGUCUUUGAGUUCACUUCGCCUCUCACUCCCUAUGGAAGCAGCACCUCAGGACAUGCCGGAUCUGGUGAUCGAUAUCUAUUUCCUGAAUACACGAUCCUAGAAUGGCUUCCGGGAGGGAAUACGGUAUUGGCAUCAUUCUUGCUUGUGAAGAAGGUUGAUCCGAAUCUACCGUUUCCCAUCGAAACCGCGCCUGACGCAGGAAACUCGCGGGCCAAAGGCAAGUCGGGAUCCCGGUCCAAGAAGUCUGACAAGAAGAAAGCAAAGGAUAAGGAGAAGGAGAAGGAAGAAAACAUAGGGGCCGAAGAGAAGGACAAGACCGACUCCCAACCUGCUGGCACUGCUUCAGAUCCAUCUGCAGCGGAGUCCAAGCAGCCCGCCGCUGAAGGAGACAAACCGGCAGGUGAACAAAACGAAAAGGACCAAGCAAAUGCCACCUCCAGCCAAGCCGACGCUGACAAAAAGGCACCCAAAGAGAAAGCCGAAGAUGCAAAGGACGCCAAUCUGAAAGAGUACUACCAACCAAUUACCUUCCGCAUCCACAGCGCGAACCCUAAAGUUCUCGAACCUCUGAAUCGCGUCGUGAAACCCCCUGAUGAGGUUCGCAAGUACAUGAACGAAGUCAUGGAUCGCGCUGAGCGCGCUCCCGACGGAUUCCUGGCAUACCGUCUCCCCCACGAAGAGAUCCCCGAGGAGCCUGAGCCCGAGGAUACCAAGAAAUCCGGUACUCCGGUUCCCGUUUCCACUGGGCGACAUCGACCGUCCCGCGGCAAGGCUGCCGUUGAUGAAUCGGAUGCCGAGAACAGCGAGUUUGUCGAGGAGCACGAGGAAGAGGAGGAGGAACUGAAGGACUUUUAUGGCGCCCCGACGGGCCUCUUGCCCAUGGGGCCGAUGUAAUAUUGUUGGGAUUUACUUCAGCGUUUGCCUGUGUGCUUAUAUUAGCGUGUCUCCAAAUGUGUCGAUAUAUUUUGACUUGAAUACAACAAGGAUCAAGUAGUAG